Messenger RNA from Fusarium proliferatum ET1, 1380 nucleotides. RefSeq lists its product as uncharacterized. The transcript has a single exon. Bases 1 to 1380 code for a protein of 459 amino acids. The record is from RefSeq and is a predicted model, not a curated record. NCBI's taxonomy places the organism in Eukaryota, Fungi, Ascomycota, Sordariomycetes, Hypocreales, Nectriaceae.
AUGCCGCUGUUUAAAAACUUUCGCAGCGGCCCAAAGGUCGUGGACAACGCGGCCAAUCUGGACCCGCACACCUGGACAUUGCCAUCGUCAUACAAGCCCUCCCAGCCAGACGGUAAACAAACAAUCAUUCCUGACCCAAGAGUUUUCUCAAACGUGUUUUCAAUCCCCUGCGAAACGGAAUCGCAAAGUAUUGAGACUCUGUUGGCGUACCCCGACGCGAGUCAUGCAGCUGUACAUCUCGCUCUGCUUGAGUGUUUUCGCAACCUGAAGGCUAGCGCGGGCGCUCUCAACAUUGAGGUCAUCCAACCACCUGCAUACGACGACACCAAGAGUCCAGUGCUAGCAUCGCCAUCGGAGCCAACGCAGCUUCCCGCAUCCCAAAAAUGGGACCUUCUCAUAAAACUCGCAGUUACACGAUUUACGACUUGGUGGUCUGGUAGUGAUCUAUUGCUGAACCAUGCGAGUGCCUACUCACACCAUGGAGGCACCCGUGCUGCUCUUCAGCUCACAAAGGACUAUCUGCCACCAUUGGACAUACUGCUCGUAUGGUACGCACUUAUGCUGAACCCGGAGGCUUAUGAAGCUGCUUGCAACGCCCAGGGUGCCAAUGCUACGCGCUUGAAAAACAUUUGCUUCCCCUGGCCUGCGAUCAGGGAUGUCAUCGAUAUGGACAAGAUGCAGCUUGUACUUCCUCGAUCCGCCCAGAAGCUGUUCACCAAUAUCACAUCUCAGCCAUGCGAUAUUCUUGAGUAUUUACAGACCCCCCCGGCAUAUGCAGACGCGGGCAAAGUGCGUAUCGAAACAGAUUUAUUCAGUGAAGUCAAGAGGCACGAGAAUAUCAUCGAGGAGUCUAAUAAGCUUCUGUGGAUACGCUCACCUGCCUUGCAAGGGUCCCUGAUUCGAGCGGGUUUGGAGUAUCUGGACUUUCACUUAAGGGAGCCCAAUGCAGUUGAAGAAGAGAUGGUUUGUCACCAGUCGUUCGGAGUCAGGCUUUUCUGGAGGACGCACCGCCUCUUUCCCAGACAGUACAAGGCUUUCCUGAAAGAAAUUGGUGGCAUGCAGUCAGAGCAAACGCAGGGGCAGGACUUGAAACGGGAUGCGAAGAUUUUGUUCGAUAUGGAUGACCCAUCUCCCAUACAGGAGCACUGCCAUUGCUGGACCUGCGAGCGCAUUCGCGACGAUCUCCCAGAAUUCGUCUACACAAAACCGUCAACAGCGGCAUCCUCCUCUACGAGCUUGACUACCAUGCAGAAACAAAUUUCUUCGUUAUCUGCUGAUACUUUACUUCAAAUACAAGAUGACCUUGGCUUCUGUCUUGCAGUCGAGGACGCUCGCAGAUCUGGGCUGCCAUUGCCAACUCGGCCACCAACUACUGCAUAG